GGAAGUGACGCAGUUGUCGCGAUAGUUUGAAUCAAUGGCCGCCCACAUUGUUUACAAGUCGUAAUGCGCUGGUAAAUGGACACAAAACAAGGACGUCGCAUAGUCGUGUGUGCUACUCGUACAUACACUGAGGCAAAACGUUGAUACCGUCGGGGAGAAGCGAGUGUACAGCCAAACGGCGAGCGGAACACAAGGACAAGGGAGCCGCAACACGGGCUAGUGGGUGCUGUGAUGUCCUCGACCCCCAGCAGACUCAAACACCCACACUGCAGGAAGAAGCACUAUCCCAGUAGCACUUACCUCACCCACGUCUGACAGCCCACCGACACAAGGCACUUUGACCCAAGGUAGAGGACUUGACAGAGGAAGAAGACACACGGAGAGAGAUGUCCGACUCUGCUGGAUGUGGUGAAAGCGGGGGCGUGGCGGGAGCAGGGCAGGACGCAGAAGCAGACAGUGAGCCCCCUCAGCAGGCCACAUCUCUGCCCGGAGGUGUUGACCCAGAGGUCAGGGAGACCUCGGAGGAAGGGGCCCCUCCAGCUGCCAAGCGGGUCAGGACGAGUGGGGAGGACCUGGCUACGGAACAGGUUGCGGAGCCUGUCAAGAUCCUUGGAGAAACACCAGCUCAGGCUGGCUUGCUGCUGGAAGACCCAGCCCCACCAGCACAAAGCACAGGAGAACCACCACAAUGUGAGGAAAAGGGUCCAGGAGGGGAAGAGGUGCCCAUCAGCCCAGGAGGUGAUGAAGAAUGCCGUGAGAAUGGGGAUGGAGUGCAUGAUGCCGCCUUAGAAGAAGAAGAAGAGGCAAAACCAGAGGAAGAGUGCAAUGCUAGUGGAUCUGCGGACAGCCCCAGUGGGGGACAGCAGACCUGUGGUCCUCUCUCUCCUGCCUCCAGCCUUGGCUUGGAAUUUACCCAGAACCCCCAAAUGCUGACUGGUUCCUGCACUGAGUACUCCAGCCUCCCAGAGAAUUACCUUAAAGGCUGCAAAUGGGCCCCUGAUGGUUCUUGUAUCCUGACCAACAGUGCAGACAAUGUGCUCCGUGUGUACAACCUCCCUCCAGAAAUUUACAGCUACAAUUGGGACUUGCUUCCAGAGAUGAGUCCAGUGCUGAGGAUGGCGGAGGGAGACACCGUCUACGACUACUGCUGGUACCCCAAGAUGAACUCUCUGGAUCCGGACACAUGCUUUCUGGCCAGCAGUAGCCGUGACAACCCAGUCCACAUAUGGGAUGCCUUUUAUGGGCAAGUGCGAGCCAGUUUCCGACCCUAUAAUCACCUGGAUGAGCUGACAGCAGCCCACUCCCUCUGCUUCUCGCCUGACGGGACGCAGCUCUACUGCGGCUUCGACAAAACAGUCAGAAUCUUCUACACCGAGCGUCCAGGCAGAGACUGUGAGGAGCGGCCCACAGUAGUGAAGAAGCAGGGCCAAAGUGGCAUCAUCUCCUGCUUUGGCUUCAGCCCUUGCCAGUCUGUUUACGCCUGUGGCUCUUACUCCCGCUGUGCUGGCCUCUACUCCUGCCAAGACGGCACCCUGCUGGCUCUGCUGCCGACCCGCCACCAUGGAGGCCUCACCCAUCUGCUCUUCUCCCCUGACGGCAACUACCUGUACACCGGCGGGCGCAAGGAUUCAGAAAUCCUGUGCUGGGAUUUACGAGAGCCGGGGAAGGUUGUGUUUUCACUCAAGAGGAACGUUGCAACUAACCAGCGCAUCUACUUUGACCUGGACCUUUCAGGCAAGUACUUGCUCAGCGGUGACACAGAGGGAGUGGUGUCAGUGUGGGACACCCAGACAGCUCCACCUGAUGGUAACGAGGAGCUACUGCAGCCCCAGCUGAGGUUCCAGGCCCACUGGGACUGCACCAAUGGCAUCAGUAUUCAUCCCUUCAUGCCAUUGUUGGCGUCCUCCAGUGGUCAGAGGCAGUUCCCGUGGCCCGGGGACAGUGAGGGUGAAUCAGCCUCUGACGGCGAGGGAGGCGAAGCCGCAGCUUCACCGCAGGAGAUGCGUCAAGACAACGCCCUGUCUCUGUGGUGGGCCGGACCCCUCGGCCCUGCCCCAGAGGGGGGCGAGGAGCCUAAUGCGGCGGCGGUGGAGGCUUGAAGCCCCCCCACCGCCAGAGUUCAGCCAGCGGACACAAAUUGAGUUACACCUGCCAUGUGACGUUUAUUUGGGGAUAAAACGUAUUAUGGACCCCCCCAUCAGCAACACGAAGUUGUGAGGUGGAAAAGCAUCACUGGGUCAUUUUUAAGCAUUUUACUGUCAAAGGCAUUGACACCUUGUACACGCAAAUAGUUUUUUUGAAAUUGAAUCUUAACAUAUCACCUGCAAGGUUACAAGAAAUACAGUAAAAGAAUGACAGGAUAAUGAAACAUAGCACAGAACCGGUUUUCGGGCUCUGUUUGAAGAUAUUUUUUAGUUUUUGGCCAGUUUGGUAAAUAAGAAUUGGAGAUAUAUGCUACGACCGGUCAAUGCUUGAAGCAAGGUAUUUUUUUCUUUCAAACCUUAAUCAGGUUUAGACACGAAGUGGGUGGCUUAUGUAGUCUAUUGGGGCUUGAUAUAUCAUUGUUGAAUUUUUUUUGGAGGAAAAGUAUUGAAUUUUUCAUGAAACUCUUGUUUGCCUGUUUUUGUUGUUCUCAUUGGAUUUUUUGGGGGGUUGGGACAGAAUUAAGUGGGGUUGAACUGAAAUUCGUGAUGGUGGUGCGGCAGGGCAUAGUGUCUACCUACUGACCUCUUGUAUUUGUGGCAGUGUUCGUUUAUGUGUCUGAGUGUGUGGGGCUGUAACUCUGCCCCCGGAGAUUGUCAACUGCUAUCAUCACAGUAAGUGCCAUUUUGUUCUCCAGCUUUGAUUUGUAAACCGAUGCCAAUCUCCAGUUUUUACCUUCUUUUUUUAAACUCGUGGACGCACCAAGUCGUCCCUGCGUGCCCACAAAAUUUAUAUUUUUGUAAAGCCACUAUGUCGAUUCUAAUCUUUGGAAUGUUUAACUCUGUAAGCAGCUAGCUCGAUCACCGUGACCUCAUAACUAUCUGUGAAAGUCUGUCGUUAACGGGUGCACGUGGAAAAUGAGCAUAGUCAGUUGUCUUUUUUUCUACAGAAUGUGCUCAGAUUGUAUUUGUACCUGUGUGAGUGGUAAUGUGGCAGCACAAAACACGUUGCAUUUGAAUAAUCGCAUUAAUAAUGUACUGCAAUGAUGUGCUUUAUGCUUGUGUUUGUGUUGCCAUUGUUGUGGUGUGUGUGCUUCGGUGUGUUUCUUUGCAGGUUGGUCAGAGGCUCAGCACGCUCCAACCAAAAAAGCCUUAUCUUUUUAGACGCUGAUGAAUCUUAUUUAUUUUUGAUGCCUCUGCUGAUUCUGAUUCUGAUUCAAAUUGUUUGCAAAGCAAUAGUAGUUGCGAUCUGGUUGCUAUUAUUAGACAAGACAAAUUUAUGCUCAACCAGGAAGUGUUAGGCCUUGAUGUCGCAUACGUCUCUGGGUGCAUAGCUGUGUCUGCGACUGGUGGUUUUAUUCAAGCAGGAGUGAAUUAAAAGCAUAUCUCAUCCCAGACAAA
Scophthalmus maximus (turbot) is the source of this 3542-nucleotide messenger RNA. RefSeq names its product WD repeat containing, antisense to TP53 (gene wrap53). Gene Ontology annotation, biological process: Cajal body organization. Lineage: Eukaryota; Metazoa; Chordata; Actinopteri; Pleuronectiformes; Scophthalmidae. The record is from RefSeq and is a predicted model, not a curated record. Gene Ontology annotation, cellular component: Cajal body. Gene Ontology annotation, molecular function: protein binding; RNA binding. Bases 387 to 2099 code for a protein of 570 amino acids. The transcript has 11 exons.